This is a messenger RNA of Acanthosepion pharaonis, 780 nucleotides long. The record is from the annotation of a GenBank genome assembly. NCBI's taxonomy places the organism in Eukaryota, Metazoa, Mollusca, Cephalopoda, Sepiida, Sepiidae.
AUGACAUAUUCUUUUUCACCUGGGCUCGAACACCUGUUACCGUUGUCAGUGGGAAAUAUACAACUAUUCUCAGCAGUAACAAAAAGGAAAACUAUUCGUGACAGAGAAAAUUCGUGUUUGAGUAGAAACACUAAAAAUGAAAUUGUUGUAAGUUACGUGAGUAAGCAGCAGUCAUUCAUUCAAUCUUUCCCUCGCGUACUUGGUUAUUCAUUCUGUCAGUUAUCCAUUCAUUCAUUCAUUCAUUCAUUCAUUCAUUCGUUCAUUCAUUCUUUCAUUCAUUCAUCCUUCUCACACUGCACCCCUCUCUCACUCACAGACUGCGACGUCCAUUCAUUCAGUCUCACGAUUCUCCCUUUACACACGCGUAGAAUAGCCGACCGAAGCAUUUUUGUUCAUAUCUAUCUAUAUAUCUGUCUUUCUAUCUGUCUCAGCCUGUUCAUAUCUAUCUGUCUGUAUGUCUGUCUGUCUAUCUAUCAUAAUGUGUUCAUAUCUGCUGUUCAUAUCUAUCUAUCUAUCUAUCUAUCUAUCUAUCUAUCUAUCUAUCUAUCUUCAUCUAUCUAUCUAUCUAUCUAUCUAUAUCUAUCUAUCUAUCUAUCUAUCUAUCUAUCUAUCUAUCUAUCUAUCUAUCUAUCUCAGUAUGUUAAUAUCUAUCUAUCUAUCUAUCUAUCUAUCUAUCUAUCUAUCUAUCUCAGUAUGUUAAUAUCUAUCUAUCUAUCUAUCUAUCUAUCUAUCUAUCUAUCUCAGUAUGUUAAUAUCUAUCUAUCUAUCUCAGUAUGUUAA